AUUGAAAAUGUAAAGUAACAAACUUAACGGUCCGGUUUAGCCCUCUAAAUUCUAAUCAUACCACUCCCUGUAACUGGAGUAAGUACACAGAAAAAUAAAAAAAAAAUGAGAGAGAGGUGGCAAAGAUGAAGUGAAGGAGGUGAGAGACGGAAAGCAAAGCAAAGGGGAUCGUCACGAGAAUCAGUGGCAAGUCUUAGCUUUUAGUAUUUGAGCUCUGAAUUUUUCUCCUUUAUCUUCUUUUUUUGAUCAGCCAUCUUCAUAAGAUCCUCGUGAUUCCACUCGCCUUGUCUCUCCCUUUUCAGAGGUUUCAUUUUGCUUCCAACUUCUCCCAAAGUUCGAAACUUUUCACUAUGAACGGCGACGGAACUUGGCUUCACGACGCUGGUGAACAAUCUCAGGCAGGCAAUGAUAAUGAUGAAUCUGGCUCGUGGGUCAGAAACACAGAAGAAAACUGGUUCAAUAACCCACAACCACUACACCACGGUUCUCAAACCAUCCUCCAUAACAACAACCAAAACGACUUCAGAUUCAGUGGUGGGUUUCCCUCAAACCCCUCAGAGAAUCUACUUCUCCUUCUUCAGCAAUCUACUGAUACAUCUUCUCAAUUGCAACACUUCACACUCGACCCUACUCCACAAGAACAACAACAACAAUCUUUCUUAGCUACCAAAGCAUGCAUCACUUCUCUCCUCAACGUCCCCACCAGCAACAACAACAACCCUUUUGAUGAACUCGGUUUCAGUUCUGGGUUUUUCGGACAAACACAUGUAAACCAGACUCCAAACUCAAUGAGUUUCGCUGGAAUGAGUUCACCGCCGGAAAACACCGCCGGAGUAAGUAACAGAUUCAGUCCUCUGGAGUUUACAGGAGUCGCUAAUGGAGUUUUCGAGAACAGAGCCAAGGUUCUGAAACCACUAGACGUCUUAGCUUCGUCCACCUCGCAGCCGACACUGUUCCAGAAACGAGCUGCGAUGCGUCAGAGCUCAAGCAGCAAAACGUGCAACUCGGAGUCCUCCUCAGAGAUGAGGAGAUCAAGCUACGAGCCUGACAUCGAUGACGCAAGUACUGGAAUCAUCGACAUCAUCUCUGAUGAACAUAACAAAGGCAAGAAGAAAGGCAUGCCUGCUAAGAAUCUAAUGGCUGAGAGAAGAAGAAGGAAGAAGCUUAACGACAGGCUUUACAUGCUUAGAUCGGUCGUUCCCAAGAUCAGCAAAAUGGAUAGAGCAUCUAUACUUGGUGAUGCUAUUGAUUAUCUUAAAGAGCUUUUACAGAGAAUCAACGAUCUUCAUACCGAACUUGAGUCUACUGCUCCACCGAGUUCUUCAAGCUUGAAUCCGUUAACACCGACCACGCAAACGCUAAGUUACCGUGUUAAGGAAGAGUUGUGCCCUUCUUCUUCCUUCCCAAGCCCUAGAGGCGAGCAAGCAAGAAUUGAGGUUAAGUUAAGGGAAGGGAAGGCAGUGAACAUUCACAUGUUCUGUGGACGACGACCUGGUCUUUUGCUUUCGACCAUGAGAGCUUUGGAUAAUUUAGGGUUGGAUGUUCAACAAGCUGUUGUUAGCUGCUUUAACGGGUUUGCUUUGGAUGUUUUCCGCGCUGAGCAAUGCCAAGAAGGCCAUGAUGUGGUGCCUGAACAAAUCAAAGCAGUGCUUUUAGACACUGUCGGUUACACCGGUUUGGUUUGAUGAGUCCAGUUCUUUUGGGGGAACAGAAAGGAGUAUCUGUGUGAAACAGAGCUAGACUUAAGCCGUCUUUAGUUCAGUCAUUUUCUUAUUACUUAGUUCCAUCAAAAGUUUUAACCAUGUAUUCAUAAGAUAAUUGUUUUAUCUUUAGCUUUGAAACAAAACAUGUGUUUUGCUUCUUUUCAACUUUUUAUUUAGCUUUUUGAGAAAUGUGUGUUUCCAAUG
Messenger RNA from Brassica oleracea var. oleracea, 1907 nucleotides. RefSeq names its product transcription factor SCREAM2-like. The record is from RefSeq and is a predicted model, not a curated record. Gene Ontology annotation, cellular component: nucleus. NCBI's taxonomy places the organism in Eukaryota, Viridiplantae, Streptophyta, Magnoliopsida, Brassicales, Brassicaceae. Gene Ontology annotation, biological process: regulation of DNA-templated transcription. Gene Ontology annotation, molecular function: DNA-binding transcription factor activity; sequence-specific DNA binding; protein dimerization activity. The coding region runs from base 351 to 1685 and encodes 444 amino acids. The transcript has 4 exons.